UAAACCUGAGGGUUUCAUAGCAUGAUCCGUGUGCUGACUGUUGCUGCAUGAAGCUAUCCCCCCUCUCUCGUCCUCUCUGCUGCUCUCUUUGUUUCAGCUCUUAAGUUAGUCUCUUGAAUCAACUCUGAUUCAGUGGGAAACAAAUCACUUUCUUUGUAGGUAGGCUUUUCUGUCGGAUGGAACCGUCAAUCCAAUUGAUUUUUCCUAUAUGUGAUCCAUGGUUUUGAGAACGUACGGUAACAUAGGAAGGAAAACAGCAUUGUCCUUUCAACAGGUACCUGCUCUUAGGUUAUGUGAGUGUUAAUGCCGUGCUUUGCCUUGAAUUUCAGAAGCAUGAACCUAUUUAGCAGAACUGGCUCAGCUAAUGGAUGGGCUGGCAGCAAAAUUCCUGGACUCUGCUCCACGGGAAGGUGGCCUCUAGGGAAGUGGUGUGUUGGUAACACACUGUUUAUUUUGCUCUAUAGCACAGCCAUGCGUGUGUGCUGGCUCGUGGGGAAGGAGAAAUGCAGUCAGCGAGUGAAACUGCCACACUUGGAAGCAGUGGUAAUUGGGCGUGGCCCAGAGACUGGGAUAACGGAUAAGAAGUGUUCACGGCAGCAAGUUCAGUUAAAAGCAGAUUAUAACAAGGGAUAUGUCACAGUUAAGCAGAUAGGGGUCAACCCAAGUAGUGUUGAUCUUGUGAGUAUUGGCAAGGAUGAAGUGGUGAAAAUGAAGCCAGGCCAAGUUCUGCAUAUUGUGAAUAAUCUUUACCCCUACACGGUGCAAUUUGCGGAAGAAUCAGGGAAAACUGUUACAGAAGCGGAAGAGAAAACAGAAACCCACAAGAUGCCACAUGAGGACUCCUGUGAGAAUGAUGAUGCAGAGCUUGUGCCCAGAAAAACAAUGAAGAUGGAGGUGGUGGAUACACAAGGCAGUUCUGCAAAUCCCAAGCUAAGCACUACCAGUGUAUCUCCACACGAAGGAACCUCAAGCAAAAAGGCAAAUGAACAUUUAGGACACUGGAGUCAGGGUCUAAAGAGCUCCAUGCAAGAUCCAAAAUUGCAGGUUUACAAAGAUGAAAAGACUGUGGUCAUUGAGGAUAAAUAUCCCAAAGCACGUUACCAUUGGCUUAUCUUACCAUGGGACCCCAUUUCCAGCCUGAAGUCAGUCACCAGGGACCAUCUUGAACUCCUGGAACAUAUGCAUGCAGUUGGGCAAAAAAUGAUUGAACAGUGCCCUGCCAGAGAGAGCCUGGAGUUCAGACUGGGUUACCAUGCUAUCCCCAGUAUGAGUCAGCUGCAUUUGCAUGUAAUCAGCCAGGAUUUUGAUUCUGUGGCCCUGAAAACCAAAAAGCACUGGAACUCUUUUACUACAGACUAUUUCUUAAACUCUCAAGAUGUGAUAGAGAUGGUAAGAAGCAAGGGAAAAGUGAUGGUGAAAGAUCGUGUCUCUGAGCUUCUCAAACUGCCCCUCAGAUGCCAUCGUUGUAAACAACAGCUGUCCACAAUCCCACAGUUAAAGGAACAUCUCAGGAAACAUUGGCCAAAAUGACUUUGCAGAAAAUGGUGUCUCAGCCUGCCUUUGGAUUUCAGGCCAAAACAAAGACUGCGAAAUGUAAGUGGAAAUGUGUAUUUGCUAACUGGAAUGACAAAUGUAAUGUUGGGAAAAGUAGCCUGGAAACAGCAGCAUAGUGACUUUGUAAUAGCUGAGACAAAAAAACAACCCCCCCCUUCAACCAAAUAAAAACAUAAAGUGAUUUCUGAAAUGGAA
Messenger RNA from Chiroxiphia lanceolata (lance-tailed manakin), 1749 nucleotides. It is a transcript of the gene APTX, whose product is annotated as aprataxin. The transcript is spliced from 7 exons. Lineage: Eukaryota; Metazoa; Chordata; Aves; Passeriformes; Pipridae. Gene Ontology annotation, biological process: double-strand break repair; single strand break repair. Gene Ontology annotation, cellular component: nucleus. The record is from RefSeq and is a predicted model, not a curated record. Gene Ontology annotation, molecular function: single-strand break-containing DNA binding; single-stranded DNA binding; mismatched DNA binding. Bases 304 to 1530 code for a protein of 408 amino acids.